AUGACCACCAUAGAUCCAACAAGCCACUUGUACCUUCACCCAUCUGAUGGAAGCCACUUUGCAACCAUAGAGAAGCUCCAAGGAUCUUCAAACUACAGAUCUUGGAAGCGUUCCAUGGAAAUUGCAUUAGCUUCAAAAAGAAAGCUUGGCUUUGUCACAGGGGCAUAUAAGAAGGACACUGAUGAUGCUGUGAAGGCUGAACAUUGGGAAACUUGUAAUAGCAUGGUUAUAUCAUGGAUCAUUGGGACUGUUUCUGAGUCAAUAAAGAAAUCAGUUAUGUUCCUGAAUAGCUCUGCUCAAAUAUGGAAACAGCUAGAUCAAAGGCUGUCCUUGACUAAUGGGUCAAGGAAAUACAAGCUCAAUAGAGACUUGUAUGAAACCAAACAAAUGGGAAAGCCCAUUAGUGAUUACUACACAACCAUGACAGGGUUAUGGGAAGAACUGGAAUCACUGAAUGAUUUCCCCCCUAUCACUAAUGUAACAACAGAAAUCAAUGCUUUUAUACAAGCUUUGACAAAACAGCAAGAAGAGCAGAAGUUGUUUCAGUUUUUGAAUGGUAUAGAUGAUCACUAUGGACCUCAGAGAAGCCAACUCCUCAUGAUGACACCCCUCCCUUCUGUAGAAACAGCUUGUAGUUGUCUGCAACAAGAGGAAUCACAGAGAGAGCUAUUCAUAAAUGUCAAGGAGGAAGCUGAAGGUCUGGCAAUGUUCAGUAAAGGAGAUGACACUUCAUGUUCAGCAUGUGGAAAGCCAGGUCAUAGCAGAGAAGUGUGUUGGUCAGUGGUUGGCUAUCCAAGCUGGCAUGCCAAGAACAAACCACAAACCAAGAGCACAUACAAAGGAAAAGGAAGAAUGCAGGGUGGUCAAUCUAAAUGGAACAAGGGAAAACAAUCUGGUGGUAACCAGAAAAUUGCAGCCAAUGCUCAAGAAAGUGGCUCAAGCACAUGA
Spinacia oleracea (spinach) is the source of this 948-nucleotide messenger RNA. RefSeq lists its product as uncharacterized. The record is from RefSeq and is a predicted model, not a curated record. NCBI's taxonomy places the organism in Eukaryota, Viridiplantae, Streptophyta, Magnoliopsida, Caryophyllales, Amaranthaceae. The transcript has a single exon. Bases 1 to 948 code for a protein of 315 amino acids.